CCCUUGAAAAACCAGAGACCUGUGUGGUGGUGAAUCUUGCAUCCUCCCUUCAUCUGUUAUCAAAGGUGUAAGUGUAACAUUAAUGUUUCUGAGUCCAUGUUGAAGAUGACGACGCCGUUCAAACGCUUACAUUUAGUUCGCACACUUUAUCGUUCAUCUCAAAUUGGAGAAUCUUCGUCGUAUCUACUCGUUAGCUGCAAGACUUAUUCCUCUGCUAUAUCAAACGGUUCUGAGGGUAAUUUCAGGAGUUUGUAUCCUCAUUUAUUAAAGGGCCAAGAUGGCUUUCCCUUUACUGGUGUAAAAUCUUUGACACUGCGAUCUUCAAUGGCGACUGAGUUGUCCAUUUUCAUGAACGAUAAGAGGAUGAUAACUACUCAGGCCAAAGCCCCAGCACAAGCGCGGCAAGUGGGUCAACAAAUAUCCCUAUCAAGUCCUGGAUUUAUCUAUGAACCUUAUGAACCUCGUGAAAAAAUCCCAUUUUGGAAGAGAUGGUUCACUAUAAGUGGUUGGAGAAGAACAAAAGUUGACAUAAUUCUUGAGCUCAAAAGUGCCUAUGCUAUUGCUAAAUUAAGAAAAAAGGGAUAUUCAAAAAAACAGUUCUACAAAGAGGCUGUCAAUAUGUACAAGGAGAUAAACACUCUAAUAGCUAAUGGUGACAGAAGAUCUUUACGGAAAUCAGUUACUGAGAAGAUGUUUUCUGCACUUAAGAAUGAAAUUAAACAAAGAGAAUCUGCAUGGAGCAAGGUAUAUUGGGAAAUGGUUGAGCCUGUUGUUAUGAUUCGAACUCUGCGGGCACGUCUGAUUGGAGUUGAUAGGAAAGACCUAGAUAAAACAUUUAUUCAGCUUACUCUCGAGAUUUUGGCUAAACAGAAAUUUGAAGCAUAUGACUCGAAAGGAUCCGUGGUAGCCGGAGAUAAAAGCAAGGAGGUUCUUGUCCGUGAUAUAUGGGUAUUUGAGAAGUCUAUGUUUCACCCUGGCGCAAGGUGGCGUCUAUGUGGACGGAUAACACCAAAAGCGUCAUACUUAUCUAGUUGAAUAAAAAGACUAAUAUUUAUGAUAGUUAGCUGUUCCCGUGUUGCAUCUUGUAACUGUUGAGCUGAAUUCUUAUAUUUGUUUGUCUCUGGAGCCUUGUCCUUUGAAUAUAAAAGUAUAGGUGUAAACCUGUGCAAAUUUUGUUAUUCGAAUGAAAUUCAUUUGGAAAUUA
Molecule: messenger RNA, 1204 nt
Organism: Vigna angularis (adzuki bean)
Lineage: Eukaryota; Viridiplantae; Streptophyta; Magnoliopsida; Fabales; Fabaceae
Exons: 12
Coding region: 97-1035 (312 amino acids)
Cellular component (GO): mitochondrion
Source: RefSeq, a predicted model, not a curated record